GAGGCUUACGUAUGACUUCGCCCGUGCAAAAAGGGACUCUGAUACACCACGCUGAUCUUGCCAUCACCACGUCUGGUUGGCCGCCCACCUUCACUGCCCACUUCAAUUCCUUCAUUUCACUUCGCUUCGACAACAUGGCCUCUUGCUUUCUGUAAAGAUUUUAUUUUCUUUUGUGUUUCUUUUCGACUUAACACCCCAGCAUUGCCAGAAUCAUUCCGAAACCACCGUAUCUUCGAUCUCUUAAUUCAAUUUCCACCACGGCGUCCUUAUCCGUUCUUUUGCUCCUAAGGCCUACGGUGCCUCUAAUCCGAUUUCCUAGUCUCUCGACUUGAGAGGGAAAAUUCCUUAGGAAAAGACAAUGGGAGUUUUUAGUGUGUUGAGACGUCGCUGGCAACGUCUUGCGGUUGCCUCUGUUGCCUUUGUUCUGAUUGCAUUUUCCAUUCUGUCCCACCGAGGGGACGAAUUAUUCGCGCAACAACAUUACCCUGCAGCGCAACACGAAUUUUCGAGCGAUACUCCUUUAAUAUGGAAGCAUAUAAAUAGUUCGACUGUUAGAGGUGGAGCAUUCUAUAUCCCCCCGGAAUGGCUCUCACCGUCGACCCCCAGACCAACCACUAUGAUUGAAGCGGCGCGUCUCGUAUCCCAAUUGACCAAUAUUAAGAAUACUACCCACCUUAUAGACAAUACGGAAAUACCCCUGGUUGCACACCAGACUUGGAAAAAUACCCACGUCGACACCUGGCCAGACUUAAUCCGCAACAGCGUUGAGAGAUGGAUGCAGACAGUGAUGGACACACCCAUGGCUUACUUUCUCUGGAACGAUGAUGGAAUCAUGGAGUUUUUGGAGGAGUACGAGCCUGAGUUCAUCGACCAUUUCAGUGCCCUGCCACGGAUGGUGGAGAAAUCGGACAUUUUCCGAAUCUUGGUCUGCAAGUACAUUGGCGGCGUUUACGGAGAUGUUGACACUCGUCCAAUACGGUCGCCGGCGACCUGGAUCGAAAAGUCCGACUUGAAACCUUGGCGCGACAAUGCGACAAACAUCUUGUACAACUCAACCAAACCUGUCAGGGCAAUUUUUGGCAUAGAAGCGGAUUGUCCCCCAGAUACCGAUACCUACUGGCGAAUGGGAUAUACCAAUCCCGUUCAAUUGACCCAAUGGGCAUUAGCGUCUUCCCCUGGUCACCCCGCCCUGACGUGGUUUAUGCAAAAACUAUACAGUAUAAUAGACGAGGUUGCCAGCCACCAUGGCGGUAAUCUAACGACGCCGCAAGCAUACGAAGAGCUUGAUUAUCUGGAACCCUUGAUCUUUACGGGCCCUGACGCUAUCACAGUCUCGUUACGGAGUUGGCUCGAGGAUCGCAUAGGACUUCGAUGGAAUGCGCUGACUGGUCUUCAUGACGGGGGCAAGAGCAAAUUAGCGGAUGAUAUCAUGAUUCUACCUAUAACUGGAUUCAGUCCCGGACGCGGUGUAUACGGCAACAUGGGCUCGAAACCAAUCACCCACCACGACGCACGCCUUCAACACCUUGCUCAGGGCUCAUGGAAAGGCUUUGAUCUUCGCGUCGAAUUCGGCAAAGUAUGCCGCACCUUUUUCGGCCUCUGCAGGGACUGGCCCAAGUCAUAACUCAUCACAAAAUGCAAAAAGAAGGAUUAAAAAAAAAAAACAAUUUGCAUUUAGCCACAGAACCGAGGAGUAAACGAAAAGGUAAAACUUCGCAUCGUAUAUAUUCUAUUCUUCCAGUUUUUCUUUUUUUUUCCUCUUCUUAUCGGUUUCAGGUUUUGGGAGUUGAUUGAUUACCAACUACAUCGCGUCCGCGUUUCAUAACGGCCAAUUGAGCAUACAUGGUGAUGCCCAUCUUCUUUUAUUGUUGUAUUUUAUACCCUUGUGCAUGUAGCAUAGAAUACAGUUGUUUUAAUUUUUGGUUUUAUAUAGCUCGAGAAGACACUUGGAAUACAUGGAAGAAUACUUCUCAGUCUUGAGAUAUUAUACAUUACAUCCUCCUUAAAUCAUUAAACCACAUAUACCGACUUAGACUCGAAUACAGAACCCGAUUCCACGAAGACUCUGACGCAUGCUUCCUCAACGCCUCUUGGGCUUUGACAUGUCGACUCCAGCUAGUAACUAUCAACGCCUUGUCGCCGUAAACAUCUCCAUCCUUGGGCGGUGGUAUAGCAAUCUUCCCGUCCAAGGAAGUCUGAUACCCCUCCGGCACGGACAGGAACAUGGCCUGGAGAAUGCGGAAAGU
Messenger RNA from Talaromyces stipitatus ATCC 10500, 2246 nucleotides. RefSeq names its product glycosyl transferase, putative. The transcript has 4 exons. Lineage: Eukaryota; Fungi; Ascomycota; Eurotiomycetes; Eurotiales; Trichocomaceae. The record is from RefSeq and is a predicted model, not a curated record. Gene Ontology annotation, molecular function: alpha-1,6-mannosyltransferase activity. Gene Ontology annotation, biological process: protein N-linked glycosylation. Bases 359 to 1624 code for a protein of 421 amino acids. Gene Ontology annotation, cellular component: mannan polymerase complex.